Vigna unguiculata (cowpea) is the source of this 1197-nucleotide messenger RNA. RefSeq lists its product as uncharacterized. The record is from RefSeq and is a predicted model, not a curated record. NCBI's taxonomy places the organism in Eukaryota, Viridiplantae, Streptophyta, Magnoliopsida, Fabales, Fabaceae.
AUGGCAAACAGGAGGCGUAGAAAUAUCGUUGGGGCUGAUGAGAUUGCUAACGGAAUCCACAGGAUGGUGGAUGCGAUGCAGCCCGUAGCAGCACCGCCAAGAGCCAUGAUUCCACCUGUGAGACCUGUGACCAUGGAGGACUUCAUGCGUCAUAGGCCGGCGAAAUUCACUGGGAAAGCCAUCCCAGAUGAGGCUGACGCAUGGCUCCGAGAGUGCGAGAAGAUAUUUAGAGUGAUAGAGUGCACGGAGGACCAAAAGCUUAACUUCGCCACAUUUCUGUUGAUGUUAAACAAAGCUGAAGAGGUGACUUGGGCCAGCUUCAGGACGAGGUUCCUGGAGAAGUACUUUCCUGACAACGCUAAACACGAGGGCGAGGCCGAGUUUCUCACCCUGCAGCAGGGGAACUUGUUGGUGCAGGCGUAUGUGGAGAGGUUUGAGUAUCUCUCGAGGUUUUACUCUCAGACAGUGACGGAGGAGUGGUGCUGUAGGAAGUUUGAGGGUGGCCUCAAACAUGAGCUGAGGCGGUUUAUUGUACCGCUGAGGGUACGAGAGUUUCCAGUCUUGGUGGAGCAAGCCAAGAGUGUUGAGCAGCUUGAGAUGGGACCCAGCCGGGUCAACCGCACUCAGAAGAGCAAUGUUGAGGCAGACAACAAAAGAGGCCCUAUACCAUCCUCAUCUGACAGGCCGAGAGCAGCAGGCCUGGUUUUUGCCAUGACCAGUACCGAGGCCACCUGGUCAGGUAACCUGAUUCUGGAUCAUUGUUUGCUUUUUGGUAACAGUGCGUUAGUACCGUUUCAUUCAGGAGCUUCGCACUCCUUCAUAUCCCACAAUUAUGUGGAGAGAUUGGGGUUGUCUACUCGUGACCUAGGAUACGAGUUGAUAGUCUCGACACCGGCAUCUGGGAAGGUUUCAACAAAUUUAGCCUAUGUGGGAUGCUUAAUGGAAGUAGAGGGCAGACGCUUCAAGGAGAAGAUGAGUACAAAGGAGCAGAUUAGUAAGAUACCAGUUAUGGAUGAAUACGCCGACGUGUUUUCGGAUGAGAUACCUGAGUUACCACCCAGCCGGGAUAUAGAUUUCUCAAUUGAUCUAAUCCCUGGAGCGGGUCUAGUGUUGGCAGCACCGUACAAAAUGGCACCUGCUGAACUAGCAAAGUUGAAGAAACAGAUAGAAGACUUGCUAGAGAAGAAAUUCAUCUGA